Trichomonas vaginalis G3 is the source of this 2193-nucleotide messenger RNA. RefSeq lists its product as uncharacterized. The coding region runs from base 1 to 2193 and encodes 730 amino acids. NCBI's taxonomy places the organism in Eukaryota, Parabasalia, Trichomonadida, Trichomonadidae. The transcript has a single exon. The record is from RefSeq and is a predicted model, not a curated record.
AUGUCCGAUUUUCAUCAUAAAUUUGAAGAAUUUCAAGAGAAAUAUACAGAAGAACGCGGAACAAUUGUUGCUAUUAAUUCCGUCAAUUUGAAAUCUCAAACUGACCUCAGAGAUCAAUACACAAAAUUAAUUUUAGCACAAUAUCUUCUUAACAGGAUUAACCUAUUAUCUAUUCUUAAAGUAGAACAGCCGAUGGAAGAUAUGGUUUUUCUUUUGAAAGAUCUUGUCCCUAUCUCAAUAGGAAAUACACUGAAACUUUUUUCAAAAACUGUUCACAAAGAUCGGUUUUCUUACUUAAUUCACAUGCUGAUUAAUAAUCCCGAAGUGUUUGCACAAAUUAUUUACUUUUUCCAAGUUUUAGACAUCAUUUCUCCAAAUGACAAAACAUUUUUCCUAUUUUCAACAUUUCCCGCCAUUUACUCUUCAUUCUCAACUCUCAAGUUGCAAGAUCUUGCAAUUUCGCUGAUCAACAAUUUAUUUUUGAUUCAUCGCACUCUUCAUGGCCGCAAUUUCUCCAUGAAGUUCAAAUUUUUGUCAGACAUAUGCUUCAGCUACUUCCUUUCAACAAAUCCUGGCCAAUUUUUCGGAGUUUUAUUAAAACCAAUAAUUCGCGAAUUUAAAGAAAUUAUUGCUAAAGAUCAGUAUGAAUACACUCUUAUUGAUGAAAGGCUCUCGAGAAGACCAUAUUGGACAAAUUGUCUAAUCUUUGCAAUAAAAUUGAUUUCUCGUAUGGUACAAUGUAUCAGUCUCUUACCAGACCCCGCAAUUACGUUCUUACAAAAGCUUUCUGGCGAUACAUUCUCAAACAUUUUCAUUUUUGAGAGUACAUUUUGCAAUUUUCUUGAAAAUCCCAUUUUUUGUACCGAAGCAUCGAUCCUUCAUGACGUCUGCCAGAUAAUACGUUGCUCGUACCCUCAGAAUCUCUUCCCAUCUCCCAUUUUCAAGGAUAUUACUGAUUCUUCCUUAUUAGAACAGGUAAAUCUUGAUAUUUUCUUCAACGCCGUGAAGCAAUUUGAAGUUUCUAAGAUAAACGACAGCCUUUCCAAUUCAAUUGACCAAUGCGACCCUUACUUUGUCGUUUCUCCAAGAGAUUUACAUGUAAUGUAUGCAAUGACGAAAACUUUCCUUGUCCACGUAGAAAACAAAGAUGAUGUGAAGUCAUUGAAUGACCAUUUCUUGACUCUUUCCGAUGUUACCACUCCAAAUGACCAUAAUAGCGUAUUAUUGAUCAAAAUUUGGUCAUCAGGCGAUGAAAGGAACGAAUUGAAGCUCAGACCAACAAAAAACUUCGAUGAUAUCAUUGAUGGCCUCGCUUUUCUUAACGCAAAAGAAAUUAAUUUUAAUUCCGGCAAAGAUUUGGCAGAACAAGCAUUACUUUACUCCCAGAAGUGCUUAAGUUUAAGUCAGAUAUCAAGAUUUACUACUUACGUCAAGUUUUUGGGUGAAAAUGAGUUGAAUAAUGCUUAUGAGUCUGUAAGAUCAAAUGUUUCGGAUCUCAGUGCACUGAGUGACUCACUGUUCUCUGCUAUAUACUUUGUUUCCACGGAAAGAAAGAAAAUCGAGGAAGAAACAAAGAAAUUUACAAAAAAUUUCGUUUUGAUGAAAUUCCUACCGUUAAUUGAGUCUCUACAUUAUGUAGAUUUCAAUUUCUCGGUCCAAGAUGUCUUUGAAGCCAAAGAAAUUAUUCCAAGAAUUUUCAAAGCGAUAGAACAACAUAUAACGCCGAUGAACUUCUCCCCGCAUAUCAAAAUGAAUAUUUCCAGGUCUCUUUUCGGCUCUUACUUCAAUUCUAUUGAUAGAUUACUGAAUUUCCAAGAAAAAGCUGUCAAAAACGUUGAUGCAACCUUCCAGAAGUUCAUUACAGAGAAUGGAAAGCUCUGUGAUGAGUUAUCUGUCACUCACAAGGCUCUUUUUGAUAGAAGUGUCAAAAUUUUCAAUGCAAUCAAGAAUACAAAUGAUCCCACAAUAAACAUGGACAUUGUUCUUGAUGGAAUGCAUCUUGUAAAGAACCUUCAACCAAAGAUUGUCGCUUUGGCCCUUGCAAAAACAAAUAAUCCAAAUAUCAUUGGAUUUCAUAAUUUCAUGAGAAGCUACAUGCUAGAAAACAAGAUGAUUAUGGAUGUUAUGUUUGAUAGUCAAGAAGCAAAGCAUAUACAGCUCUUCCACAACAGCGCUUUAUCAAUAAGACAAUAA